AUGCUAGCGGAACACCUUGUCAAGACUGUGAAAUACAAGGAGGCAGAGGAAACAGAGCUACCGGUUUGUGAGUGGAUGGAUGCUCGUCCACACCUAGGGAAAGCCUCCCCACAAGCUCUUAACGUUCGUCGAAUUAUUACAAGAGCUUUAUGGGGACAGGGUCCCUCACGUCGACCUAAGGCUGAAGAACUAGUUGCUAUAAUCCAUUCACUUGUUGAUAGCAUGGGUGAAAGCAAGUUCGGAGUGUGUCAGGAAGAGGAGAGAAGGCUUAAUGAGGAUAUGGUGGCUCAACUCAACUGA
Penicillium hordei is the source of this 300-nucleotide messenger RNA. RefSeq lists its product as uncharacterized. Lineage: Eukaryota; Fungi; Ascomycota; Eurotiomycetes; Eurotiales; Aspergillaceae. Bases 1 to 300 code for a protein of 99 amino acids. The transcript has a single exon. The record is from RefSeq and is a predicted model, not a curated record.